AUAUAUGUAGUCAUGCCCCUAAACAAAUGCAUAUAUUUUUCUAACUUUGUUGUGAACAUGAGACUCUUAUUCAUGUCAAUAGUGUUAAGCUUAUUAUGCAGAGAACUAAGGCUCGUUUCCAGUGAUAUCGGCACAGCAACGUCUUACGGUCCUCCUUAUAUACCUACAAAGUGCUUUGGAAGUAGGCAAGACCAGUUCCCUCCGGGGAAUCUGUUUGUGGCGGUGAGUGAAGGGUUGUGGGACAAUGGUGCUGCGUGUGGAAGGCGGUAUAGACUGAGGUGCCUGAGUGGACGUAAUAAGCCCUGCAAGGGUGGUGCUACCGUGGACGUGAAGGUGGUUGAUCUUUGUCGAGAUUCAACCUGCCCUUCUACCGUAGUCAUGUCAACUGAUGCUUUUGCAGCCAUCUCACACUCUCCUUCUACAAGAAUCAACGUCGAAUAUGUCCAGAUAUGAAAUCAGCUGAACCAGAUAUAUGAUGACCAAUUACAGCUGAGAAUAUCAUCAAUUAUAUUGACUUUGUAGUUCAUGUUGGACUCAGGUUUAUAAUGAUAUCGAGAAGCUUUGUAAUAAUAAUUAAUAUGAUGCUACAUUUUCUUAAUUUGUACUACACUAGUCUUCAAUAAAAUGAUACGCAGAGUUUUUUUUAUUUUUUUAUUUUUUAUCCA
This is a messenger RNA of Malus domestica (apple), 665 nucleotides long. The record is from RefSeq and is a predicted model, not a curated record. Lineage: Eukaryota; Viridiplantae; Streptophyta; Magnoliopsida; Rosales; Rosaceae.